Messenger RNA from Mustela lutreola (European mink), 6471 nucleotides. RefSeq names its product zinc finger protein 133-like. Lineage: Eukaryota; Metazoa; Chordata; Mammalia; Carnivora; Mustelidae. The coding region runs from base 1394 to 3313 and encodes 639 amino acids. The record is from RefSeq and is a predicted model, not a curated record. Gene Ontology annotation, molecular function: DNA-binding transcription repressor activity, RNA polymerase II-specific. The transcript is spliced from 3 exons. Gene Ontology annotation, biological process: negative regulation of transcription by RNA polymerase II.
CUCUCCAACUCAAGCGAGAGACAGCGCACCCUCUGGCCUUGGGAGCAGCGGCGCCCAGCGAUCCCCGGCAGGGCUCUCCUAGGCCGCCGGUGACAUCACUGGCGAAACGGAUUCCAGGCGCCCGGCUCCUGGUUUUAAGAGACGUAGGUCGGUCAGUCCGUCUCUGCCUGUCGGCCGCGGAAGAGGGCUGCUCUUCGUGAGUUCCUGGGACACCGGAGGAGGAGGGAGAGCGCAGGCAGCGAGGGAAGGAGGACCCCGGCAGGCGACAGCAAGGAGUUCAGCCCCGCGCACUUCCCUGCUGCCUCCGCUGCUCGCGCUGGGCCUCAGCACCAGAAAGAAAAAGGAAUAGCCAGAAGGUGACAAUUUCUUGCCAAGAAUACUUCUGCUGUCAGUUAGACUAUAAAAGAAGAGAAAGACCUUUGUUCCAAUGGUAACAACAAGAAAAACAUUAAAAAAAAUAAAAAUCACAUUUUUCUAUGAAGUAGAGAAGAGUGGAGGAUUGGAAGAAGCUAACUGAACUGAAUUUUAUAGAGAAACAAACACUUCAGAGAAGAGAGAGCAGUAGCUACUUCUUUCUGGGGGUCAUUGCCAGGUCAUACCAUGGGAGGACUGAGAAUGCCAAGAGCUAGUUGGAGGAGACUGUAGAUUGGAGGAACCUCAGCUCAGACAAGGAAUUGUGCCUUUCUCUCUCCCACCCCACCUUUGAGAAAAACAAACAAACAAACAAACAAACAAAAAACAGUGGAUAAAGACCUAGUAGGUAAAGAGAAGUCACCCAGUCUUGGCCAUUCUCCAAAUGACUGGAUUCCAGAACUUUGUGAAAUUGAGAAACUAAGCAAACCUAUCUGAAAGUGUAGCCAAAUCUUCUAGCUCCCUUAUGGACACCAUCAAAAGCUAGCAGAACAUAGCAGAGAUCAGACUAGAGUCAAAAAUGAGACCCAUACUUAUAUAACCCAAUGGGUUCAACAAAUACGUCAAUGCACUUAAAAGGGAAAAGAGAAGUCUCUUUAAGAAGUGUUGGGAAAGCUUCCUUUCCAUAUGGGAAAACAACAACAACAACAACAACCCUGGUCUCUAUUAUACACCAAACAGAAAUGAAUUUGAGAUAGAUCAUACCCUUAACAUAAAAGCUAAAAUUAUAAAACUUCUUAAAGAAAGAUAUGUGUGAUAUAAGGAGUCUGCCUCUAAUUUGUUAUCGCUUCAGUGUCAUACCUGCCGUGGGACAGACAUUGCAACUGUGUCCCCACUGGCUUUAGCCUCUCAGUGACAAGUCCCCACAUCCACGGUCAGACAUGUAGAUUCUGUCCUGGGGGUAGUUACUGCAUAGGAGCCAAAACUGAGCAGAGAGAAGACCUCAACCUUUUUCUGGGAGACCAUUCAGGUGACCAGAAAAAUGGCCUCGGGGCUAAUAGCCAGGAGAGAGGCAGCCGUUGUGUCAUUCCAGGAUGUAGCUGUGGACUUCACCCGGGAAGAGUGGUGGCUGUUGAGCCACACUCAGAGGAUGCUGUACAGGUGUGUGAUGCUGGAAAACUAUAGCAACUUGGUCUCCCUGGGAAUCCCAUUUCCCAAGCCAACACUUGUCAUUCUGCUAGAGCAGGGGGAGGAACCCUGGACAGAAGAGGGUGAAGCUCUGCCCAGCUCCUGCUCAGCAGAUGCAAAGCCAGAAAUUCAACUUGGUUCCUCCUCUGCUCUGGACUUCUGCAGUUGGCAACGCCAACACAGGCUACAUGAUCAUUGCCUUCCAAUCUACCCAGGCUUGCUAGCAGGCACUCUCUGCCCAGCCUACCAGAAACAGCAGCAGCAGCAAUCACGCUCUUAUGAAAGCUUCUGCAAUGACAGAGUGAAAGACAAUGGCAGAGAAGAAGGCUCCAAAUCAUUGUUGGAUACGACAAGGAGAAGGUUCACCUCCAGAGCUUGCCUCAGCCCACCUGAUGGACAUCUAAUAAGCUUGAGGGAAGGCAAGACAGUGCUGGAAAUAAAGCUCAGCUCAGCUGAGAAGGCAAACCAUUUAGAAACAGAGAAAUUAUUAAAGUGGGUAGAUUUCUCAGGAUUUGAAGUAACGAAUUAUGGAAAUUGUGGGCUAGGCUUUAGCCAGAAAUCAGCCCUCUUUAUUCAUCAGAGGACCCACUCAGGAGGAAAGCCUUAUUUUUGCAGUGAAUGUGGUCGAAGCUUCAGCUAUAAAUCAGCUCUCAUCACACACGAGAGAUCACAUACAGGGGAGAAGCCUUACAUCUGCACAGAAUGUGGGCAAGCCUUUAGCCAGAAGUCUAACCUAGUCACCCACAAGAUGGCCCACUCUGGGGAGAGGCCUUUCGCAUGUGAGGAGUGUGGACGAAGCUUUAGCCAGAAGUCAACUCUCAUCAGACACCUGAGGACACACUCAGGGGAGAAACCCUUUGUGUGCCAGGAGUGUGGGCGGGGCUUUCGGGAUAAGUCAAACCUUAUCACCCACCAAAGGACCCACUCAUGGGAAAAGCCUUAUGUGUGUAGGGAUUGUGGGAGGCUUUUUAGAGACAAAUCAACUCUCAGCAAACAUCAGAGAAUUCAUUCGGGGGAGAAUCCACAUUUGUGCCCCGAAUGUGGCCGGAGCUUUAGUCAGAAAUCGUACCUCAUGAAACACAAGAGGACGCACUCAGGAGAGAAGCCUUUUGUGUGUCAGGAGUGUGGACGAGGCUUUAGUGAUAAGUCAAACCUUACCACACACCAGAGGACACACUCAGGAGAGAACCCCUAUAUGUGUGCAGAGUGUGGUCGAGGAUUUAGUGUUAAGUCAGCUCUCAUGACACACCAAAGGACACACUCUGGAGAGAAGCCUUAUGUGUGCCAAGAAUGUGGGCGAGGCUUUAGACAUAAGUCAACUCUUGUUGCACAUCAGAGGACACACUCAGGAGAGAAACCUUUUGUGUGUGGGGAAUGUGGGCGAGGCUUUAGACAGAAGUCACAUCUCAUCAGUCAUCAGAGAACGCACUCUGGGGAGAAGGCAUAUGUCUGCCCUGAGUGUGGACAAGCCUUUAGCCAGAAAGCAAAUCUAGUCAGGCACAAGAUGGCCCACUCAAGGGAGAAGCCCUUUGUCUGUAGGGAGUGUGGGAGAGGCUUUACCCAGAAGUCAGCUCUCAUAAGACAUCACAGGACACAUUCUGGGGAGAAGCCUUUUGUGUGCCAAGAGUGUGAGCGGGGCUUUAGUGAUAAGGCAACUCUCAGCACACAUCAGAGAACACACUCAAGGGAAAAACCUUAUAUUUGCAGUAAGUGUGGAGAAGGCUUUAGGCUGAAAUCACUCCUUGCUAGACACCAGAGGACACAUCCGUUGUAAAAAACCUUCAUGCACAAAAUGUGUAAGCAAGGCUUUAGUAAUAGAUCACAAAUCAUACCUCGUCAUGCAAGAAGAGAUAACUUUAGGGAAAAUCUCAUGUUGUCAAGGGUGGGACUUCAGAGAUAUCAACUUUCAUCAGAGGAUAGAGAACCUACUUGUGUGAAACAAUGGUUUUCGAUUAGUAGCAAUUUCAUCCCCUGCCUCUGUGACAGUUGGUGAAAUCUAGAGACAUUUUCUUUUAUCACAACUGGGAGGCUGCUACUGGGGUAUAACGGAUAGAGGUCAAGGAUGCUUCUAGACAUCCUAUGGUACACAGAGCUGCCUCCCACAAUAAAAGUCUCCCACCCUGUAAGACUUGGAUCUCUUCAAGGCUAGCUUUGGUUCCCAAAUCCCCACCAUUGGCUCAGAGGAAAAUUUCUUACUCUCUUGUAGCCUGAGUCUUUUGCCUAGACCUCCAUCCUUCCCACUCAUUCAAUCCAGAUCUGAUGCCUCUCCCUGCCUUCUUUAACUCUUUCCAUUUGUUUUCUCAAAUAUGGUUUUCCCAAUAACUCCUUGAACAUCUAAUUCCAGCCUCUUUUUCAGAAGACUCCAACUCACACAAUCACAAGGAAAGAAUGGUAACAUCAUAGUGAAACAACUAAGCCUACCUACAUCACAUUAACAAAAUUAAGCACUAACAUUGAGACAGAUUGCCAUCCUAAGCCCCCUAACAGGAUUCAUUGAAAAAGAUAACAUGUAUUUUCAAAAUAUGUUUCUGCCAAAAAAAAAAAAAAAAAGCUGUUACUUAAGUCUCAUCUCACAAGAAAUGAUUAAAUUAAGUAGAAUUUUAUAAAACAACUGUUCUUAAUUUUUAAAAACAUCAAAGCCAGGAAAAACACAAAAAGGCUGACAAAGUAUUGCAGGUUACAGGAGACUAUGGAGACAUGGCCAUACAAUGCUUGGUAUAGGAUUGACUUGUGGACUUUAUAUACUUAAAAAGUAUAUAUACUCUACUUAUACUUUAUAUAAAUACUAUAUAGAUGUGUGUGUGUGUGUGUAUACACUAUAAAGUAUAUAUACUAUACUUACACUUAAAAAGUAUAGUCAUGAAAGACUACAUACUAGACAAUAUCGCUUAAUCAAUGUUAAAUCAAUGAUAAAUGCAGCAUACUGUGGUCAUGAAAGUCAUCUUUGCUUUGAAAAUACACAAGUCAAUGUUUAGGAUUAAAAGAUACAAUGACUUCAACUUACAAAUUGUUAGAAAAAAAGAAGUGAUCUGAAAAUGUUCAUAGAAAACAAAAUAAAUAUAAAAAUAUAAACACAUUCUCCAGGAGUGGGAGGAAGAAAGAAAGACAGACAGACAGAGGGAGGGAGAAAGAGGACACAAGUAGAACCAAUAUGAACUCCUGAUAAAUCUAGUUAAAAGGUAUAUAACAGUGCCUUAUAGUCUUCUUGCAACCUUCUUUUUUUCUGAUAUUUUAUCAAAGUAAAAACAUAAGCAAAAAAGAAAAAAAAAUGAAAAAGAAGGAAGGAAGCAAGCUCCUGGGAUGGUGGGUUGGUUGGUGGUUGGAAUAAUUACUGUUAGUAUUGCACUUGUAACACAGCCUACAAUAACUCAACUCCUGAAGAAAUAAAAAAGAUUAACCCAUAUUCUAACUGACAGAUAAAGGAAAGGCCUUGCACUUUUUGAGAAGUAUCCAUACUUCCAUUUUUAAAAAAAUAAACAGUGUUCUGAAUAUGAUUAAAAAGGACCAGGUAUGGAAUGAAAUAGAAAAUGUAACCUUACUCAAAGGAAAAUGGUAGAAACAGACCAACAGGUCACCUAGUUACCGGAAAUCACAGCCAUGGCUUUAAAUCAAUUAUUAUAACCACUUUAAAGAGUUUAUAAGAGAACUGGCAGGUAAUUUCAAAAGGAAAAGCAAAAGUCAAAAAAAAAAAACAAAUAUGAAUACUAACAUUGAAAUAUGCAAUAUCUGAACUUUUUCCAUGCCUGCCAAUGCAGUAAAAUUAACUGCCAUUUUCCUUCCAUUUCUUUCUGAAAUAACUUUCAUGAAGAUGUAAAUGAGUGAUUUAAAUAAACCCAGAAAUAACAUUAGAAGGGAGCCAUUGCUUUGAAAGUUAUUCAUCGACUCAUUUUUUAGAACCAGGAAAACCAGUCAAUAAACCCUGAUCUAUUCAACCAUAUUAUGAAGAGGCACUACAUUUAAAAUUUGUUUUUCAUAUUCUGGACUCUAAAAAUUAUGCUAUUCCUCUCAAAUCUGUCAUUUGCUUCUGUGAUCCUUAUUUAGAAUUGUUUUUAUUUCCAAAUUUUAAACAGGAUAUUUGCUUUCUUUUGAAGCAUCUGCCCAUGGGGCACCUGGGUGGCUCAGUGGGUUAAGCCUCUGCCUUCAGCUCAGGUCAUGAUGCCAGGAUCCUGGGAUGGAGCCCCGCAUCGGGCUCUCUGCUCAGCAGGGAGCCUGCCUCCCCCUCUUUCUCUGCCUGCCUCUCUGCCUACUUGUGAAUUCUGUCUGUCAAAUAAAUAAAAUCUUUAAAAAAAAUAAAAUAAAGCAUCUGCCCAAUUAGUUUUCUUUUUCAUAAAUAAAUGUUUUAAAACAUAUAUCCUGUUCCAGAUGAGCUAGAAUCUUCGGUCUCUUUCUCUGUCCCUCUCUCACUGUCUCUUUCUCUUACUCUAUUUUUGUGUCUAUUACGUUUCUGUGUCUAUUACAUUUAGACCAACCCUGUCCCCUAAGUCAGUAAAUAAAACUUCUCAGUUUUUGUAAGUCAAUUUCAAAGGAGCAAUAGCAAUUUUCCUGGUUGAGUUAUUUUCAUUAAUCAACAUUCCUUUAUUAAACAUGGUAUAAUAACAAUGGAAUGGCUAGAUGUGAUCCACCUACUGUUGGGAUUAAAAUGGGUGAAAUUUCCAGAGAAUGAUUAGUGUUUAUUAUGAGAAAGUGACUUUGCAAUGAAUAUAAUAUAAUGAAAUGUUUUGGGCAACAAUGAUUUGUGUUCUUUUCCUCAUAUUAUUUGACAUUAGAGAAUGAUAAGAAUCAAUUUCAGUUCACUGUGUUAGUAUGAAAUAAGACUUAACAGUUUUGGGUUAUUGUAAUUUAUCUGUUUUCCCCUUUUGGCAGAGAGUAUGAGCUUAUGUUAGAUGACAUUAUUAUUUCUUUAUAUCUCAAAUAAACCUUUUUGAAACUGAA